GCCCAAAAGCCUAAACUGAAAAAGCUCGCCGAAACUGGAAAAGCCCUUCCAAAGACACGAAUUCACACAUUUGUAUGUACUUUUGCCUCUUUUUUCUUUUUCUUUUAUUACUUCCAUAGUUGACACGAACGCCUCCUUCUGUAUUUACCAAAGCGAAGUCUGCCAUGAACUCCUCUGCUGGAGCUGGUCAUCAUGAUGACCAAUUAGAAGAAGAAGAUGCAGGGGAAGAAGUUUUCCUUGAUGAAAAUGAUAUUAUUCAGGAAAUCCCAGUUGACGAAGAAGAGCUUCCGGACAUUGAUGAUGAGGAAGGUUCUGAUGCUGAAGCACCAGAUGAACCUGAUGACUCGGUUCACAUAUUCACGGGUCAUACUGGUGAACUGUAUACCGUUGCAUGCAGUCCAACUGAUCCUAAUUUAGUGGCCACAGGGGCUGGAGAUGAUAAAGGAUUUCUUUGGAAUAUUGGUCAAGGAGAUUGGGCUUUUGAGUUACAAGGUCAUACUGAUUCAGUUUCUAGUUUGGGAUUUAGCAGCGAUGGUAAAUUACUUGCAUCGGGGGGCCUCGACGGAGUAGUAAAAGUUUGGAAUAUCUCGCCGCAGAGUCUGAGGUACACAUUUGAGGGCGCAGGAGGGGGUAUUGAGUGGGUUAAGUGGCACCCGAGGGGACAUUUAGUCUUGGCUGGUUCUGAGGAUUCCACGGUGUGGAUGUGGAAUGCUGACAAUGGGCUUUUCCUUAACAUGUUUGCUGGGCAUAAUAAUACUGUUACCUGUGGUGAUUUCACCCCAGACGGUAAAUCAAUUUGCACUGGCUCUGAUGAUGCAACUUUGAGGAUAUGGAACCCCGUAAGUGGACAAACUGCCCAUGUUGUUGGAGGCCAUGGCUAUCACACUGAAGGGUUGACAUGCUUGAGUUUUAGUUCUGAUUCUACCCUUGCUCUUACCGGUGCAAAGGACGGCUCUGUUUGUUUAGUGAAUAUAGCAACAGGACAGGUUGUUGGUUCACUAAUUGGUCAUUCUGAUUCUAUUGAAUGUGUUGGGUUUGCGUCAUCAAGCUCUCCAUGGGCUGCAACUGGAAGUAUGGAUAAGAAACUCAUUAUAUGGGAUCUUCCGCAUUUGAAUGCUCGAUGCACCUGUGAACAUGAGGAAGGAGUCACCUGCUUGAGAUGGUUGGGUACAUCGAGAUUUUUGGCUACCGGUAGUGUUGAUGGUAAAGUACGAAUAUGGGACAGUCUUUCGGGAGAUUGCGUAAGAACUUUCAGUGGUCAUGAUGAUGCCAUUCAAUCUCUUGCUGUGUCUGCCAAUGGAAAUUUCUUAGUUUCUGUUUCGAUUGAUCAUACUGCUCGCGUCUUUGAACUAGCAGGAUUCAACGAAUAAGAUAGUAUCUUUGUUGGCAGAAGUUAUGAUCAAUUUUUGUGGCAGCAUAAACUUUCCUUUUUGUUUGCUGAAAACAAAACUUUUUGUUUUAGGGAGAAUCUCCUUGAAGAGCUUUGUAAGAGAUGUACAGAUUAUUAUAUGGCAAAGAAUUUUGUUUAAUGUUAUUUGUUGAAAUGUUGGAUGCGUUUUGAUUUUUUUUUUUUUUUUUUGAAGUUCAUUUUUACUCUCCAUCUCCUCUUUCUUGUUAUAGCUGCUUUUAUUUUUUUCCCCACGAUGUACUCUUUCCG
Molecule: messenger RNA, 1657 nt
Organism: Oldenlandia corymbosa var. corymbosa
Lineage: Eukaryota; Viridiplantae; Streptophyta; Magnoliopsida; Gentianales; Rubiaceae
Source: the annotation of a GenBank genome assembly